AAGGAGAGAGAGGGAGAGAGGAGAGAGAGAUAGAGAGGAAGGAUGAAGGAGAGAGGAAGGAGAGAGAGAGAGAGGAGGGAGAGGAGAAAGGAGAGCGAUAGAGGAAGGAGAGAAAGGGAGAGGGAGAGGAGAAAGGAGAGAGAGAGAGAGAGGAAGGAGAGAGAGAGGAAGGAGAGAGAAAGGAGAGAGGAGAAAGAGAGGAAGGAGAGAGGAGAAAGAGAGGAAGGAAAGAGGAAGGAGAGAGAGAUGGAGGAUGGAAAGGAGAGAGAGAGAAAGAAAGGUGAGAGGAAGGAGAGAGAGGAGAAAGGAGAGAGAGAGAGCGGAAGGAGAGAGAAAGAGAGAGAGAGAGGAAGGACAGAGAGGAAGGAGAGAGAGUGAGAGUGCACAGGGGGAGUAUAUUCACCGCGUGGCAGGCUGAAAGGACAGUUACUGAAAGAGCGCUCACAAACAUGGACUUAAAAGCAACUGACCAGCAGGAUUUCACUCUGUAGGAAAUGACUGAAUAAGAGCCUUAGAGUCAUUACUCAAGAAGAUACUUGUGUGACAUCAUAGGAAUAUAAGGUGUGAAAAGCAGAACAAUAAGGAGGCUUCGUAUCUCAACAGGAUGACAUCCAGGUACAACUGCUCCUUCGCUGACAGCUGGGACUGCCCACAGGAGGGGAUGUGUGGCAACCUGACCUCUGACCUGAACGGCAGCGCAGGACCGGUAGAUGCAUGCCUGACACAGGAGGAGUACCUAGAGAAGUACCUGGGCCCUCUGCGCUCCUCUGUCUUCCUCCCCGUCUGCCUCACCUACCUGCUCAUCUUCCUGGUGGGAGCGUUUGGUAACUUGCUAACCUGCAUCGUCAUCGCUCGCAACAAGGUUAUGCGCACGCCCACCAACUACUACCUGUUCAGCCUCGCCGUGUCUGACCUGCUGGUGCUGCUGCUGGGCAUGCCACUGGAGCUCUACGAGAUGUGGCAGAACUACCCAUUCCUCCUGGGCAAGGGUGGCUGCUACUUUAAGACUUUCCUGUUUGAGACGGUCUGCUUCGCCUCCAUCCUCAAUGUGACGGCGCUCAGCGUGGAACGCUACAUCGCUGUAGUGCACCCCCUGCGCGCCAAGUACGUGGUGACGCACACACAUGCCAAACGGGUCAUUAUGACAGUGUGGGGGAUCUCAGUGCUAUGUGCCGUGCCCAACACCAGCCUGCACGGCAUCUUUACCCUGCAGUCGGCAGCAGGGGGCACCACCAGGAAGGAAAUCCCAGAGUCAGCCAUCUGUACGCUGGUCAAGCCCCGCUGGAUGUACAACUUGACCAUCCAAGUGACCACCCUGCUUUUCUUCAUGCUUCCCAUGCUGACCAUCAGCGCUCUCUACCUACUCAUCGGCCUGCAGCUCAAACGUGAGAAGAUGCUCCAGGUGAUGGAGGCUGAGACAAGCCUAGGGCGCAACAGCUACUGCAACGUCCGCAGUCAGCAGCAGAAAGCCCGGAGACGCCAGGUCACCAAGAUGCUGUUUGUUCUGGUGGUGGUUUUUGGAAUCUGCUGGGCUCCGUUCCACACCGACAGACUCAUGUGGAGCUUCAUCGACGAGUGGACCAGCAUCCAGCUGGAGGUGUACAAGUACGUCCACGUGGUCUCUGGCGUCUUCUUCUACCUCAGCUCGGCCGUCAACCCGAUCCUCUACAACCUCAUGUCCACCCGCUUCCGAGAGAUGUUCAAGGAAGUGAUGUGUCAUCGGCCACGGCACCCCGUGCCCAGGAAGCAGUCACUCAGUGUUACCCGGGUAACACUCCGCAGCAUUCUCAGUGAGGCCACGCCCAUUAAUGGCAUUGCGGGCCUACAUGAAGACAAGGAGCAUGAGACCACCUUUCCUUGAAUGGACUUCCUAGGAGAGGAGGGAGCUUAAUACACAAAACUGAUCCGAUGGACGAUGAUUCUGGGAUGAUCGAGAUGUAUUGUUAUAAGGGAUUUUAAGGAUCUAAGCAUGUGCUUAUCCAAUCUAUGUUAUUGCACGCUUUGGUCACCAAACCACAGUAGAAUUCUCCUGUCACUAAACUCCCUAAACACAAGAAGAAAAAAAAUAAUUAAAACCUGAUGCUUUGACGUAUUAUUUGAGCAAUGCUAUGAAAAAGAUAUCUCAGGAGAUACAGACAAAUCGAUAUUUCUCAUCUAGAAGACAUUGGUAGAUUCUGCAUCACUGCUUUUGCACUCCUGUUUAGCAGUUCAUGUUCAACAGCACACAAACUUUUGAACAUCCAGUCUCAAGAGAUGGCUAAAAAGCUGAUUUUCCUUACAGCUCAGAUUGAAAACCAGGCAGAGAUGCCCUGUCAAAAGCUCCUUCAAAGAUGAUGUCCGACGUGGUUGUUUGACGAAUGUAUAUAGUUCUCAAAUCACUGAGUGGUUUACAAUGGUGCAAAGGAUUCGCAGUACGUACUGAAUAGAACUUGAGAUGGCAGCUUCAAAUCAAAUUUCAUUUGUCACAUGCGUCUAGUGAAAUGUAACAUCUACACCUGCUUUCUGAGCAUAAUAAUACAUAUCUUGGUAUUAAAAAAGUGAACCUGUACUGGAGUACAGGUUAAAAAACAACAACAAUUGCUUCAAAAUAGAUGUAGCUGCACCGUCAACUGCAUAUUUUCAGAAAUGUAUGUCAUUGCACGAGCCGUUGGAUAUUGCCAGUGAAUUUGGCGCCUCCCUUCAAGAGAGUUUGUCACAUUAUUAACAGAGGUAUCCUGCUGCAGAUUGGCAUUUUGAAAAAGUAGCUUUUAAAUUCCCAGACACUGUAUGUCUCCAUCAACAAUCUGGUGAAUGAUCUCUGAUGAUCUGUUUCACUAAUGUGAAACGUACAAUCAUGACCGCGACUAUGUACAAAAAUAAUGUAUAGAUUCACAGUAGAUAAACACAUAUUUAACAAUUCUAUGUAUUCAUAAAAAAAAUAAAAAAAACACCAGGAACAUUUUAAUCUGAAUCUCUAAUCAAGGACUGAUUUAGACCUGGGACACCAGCUGGGUGCAAUUAAUUAUUAGUAAGUAAGAGUAUAUAGCCUUGCACGAGCCUUGGGUUGUGAGAGCCAGAACGGUUCAUAAUUAUCAGGUAGAACAGAAAACCAGCGGUACUCCACACCUGGCUCGGAUCUAAAUACCACUGGUCUAGACAGAUGAAAACGAUACACUGUCUGGAACCGCCAAAAUGAUGGAGAAUCAUUAGGACGUAAGAGCACUGACAUAAUGCGAAUGGGGAAAGUUCAUCUUUAUAGCCGAGGGCAUUUGGCUUCAGGAAAUAAAGGAACUCGUGCUAAUUCCAAAAUCAAACUGAAUUGUUUUAACUUUUUGUACCAUCAUAAUUAUUUUAUUAUUUUGGCCUUUACAUUUACAUUUUUGGACAUUAAAGUAGACACACUUAUUCAGAGUGACUUAGUCAGUGCAUUGACUUAUGACUUUGAUUUGCCUUUAUCUGAAACUAUUAAUUCCAAGUCAUAACUCUUAAAGGUAUUUUGUUAACGAAGUCCUUUAUCUACUUUCCCAGAGUCAGACGAACUCAUGGAUACAAUGUUUAUGUCUCUGCAUCCAGUAUGAAGGAAGUUAGAGACAGCUUUGCGAGCAAAUGAUAACUAGCGUUAGCACAAUGACAGGAAGUCUAUGGUACAGCAAGCUAGCAGUUACCAUAGACUUCCAGUCAUUGCUCCAAUGCUAGUUAGCAGUUGUGCUAAUGCUAGUUAGCAAUUUCCUUCAAACUGCAUGCAGAGAUAUAAAAAAAAGGUAUCUACAAGUUCAAGACUCUGGAGAAAUAGAUAAAGGGCUUCAUUGCCAAAAUCCUGAAGUAUCCCUUCAAGAGUUUAAGCUUCAGAUGAAUAUGAAUCUUCUUUCCAGUCAAGUCAGUGUGUUGUUGUGAUUCUGGACGGCCAGAUGACAAGAAAGUGGGGACUCGUAGGUAGGUCGUUUCAGCUAGUUUUAUCUUGUUCUUGAUACCAUGUCUUGUUUUGAGUUGUUUUGACUGAUGUCACUUCUAUGCUAACGUUGCAAAAAAAUUGCUAGCUAACUGUAACAGUGUAUUUCAGAGACAACAAGUGCUCAUUGUGCAACUUAAAUAUUGGAGACAAAAUAUAGUUUACACGUUGUCAACAAUCUAAGACAACCCUGUCUGUUUUGCACCAUAGUUGCACACGUGUUGUUUUUGUUACUAAACAAUCAAUAUUUCUAUUAAGGAGUAGACUACUCCACUAAAGGCAUGUAUUUAUUUACCUUUAUUUAACUUAACUUAACUUUAUUUAGUUAAGAACAAAAUCUUAUUUACAAUGACAGCCUGGUUAACAGUGGGUUAACUGCCUUGUUCAGAAAGACAGAUUUUCACAUUGUCAACAGGGGAUUCGAUCUUGCAACCUUUCGGUUACUAGUCCAAGGCUCUAACCACUAGGCUACCUGCCGCCCCUGAAUGUAUACAUUUUUAAAGUUAAGAUGUACAGGAUAGCAAAUAACAAUAUUUAUUUGUAUUUUUUAUUAUCCUUGAAACGGGUAUUGAUUUUCUGAGAGUGUACACUGCCGAAUGGGUGCUUCAACAGAUCUGUGAAAAAAAACUGGCCUUCUGAAGAUGUGCACUGAAGUCCUGUGGGGAAAACAUCAACUCUUCUGAACGCAAUUUCACCAAACAAACCUUUUAUCGAGGUUGGCCUCAUUGAACUGUAAUCCCAGCAGCUGCUAAUUUCCAUCUACUCUUGGAGGUGAUGUGUGAGCCAGGAAUGUGUAAAUCUGUCAGUUCUUCUGCAAGGAGCUGUCGUACCACCUCACGUUCUCAUCCAUCAUCGCCCGAGCGACAACACGUGUGUCAGGCACAGUAAAUGACCGUUUCGCUGCUCUGACAAAACAUAGACUGUACAUGCAAACAGGCAGUUACAGCUAACAAACUGAUUCUUCCCUCUGACCACGCUAUCUGAUUUUGGGGGGGGGGGGGU
Messenger RNA from Salvelinus fontinalis (brook trout), 4930 nucleotides. It is a transcript of the gene nmur1a, whose product is annotated as neuromedin U receptor 1a. The coding region runs from base 605 to 1861 and encodes 418 amino acids. The record is from RefSeq and is a predicted model, not a curated record. Gene Ontology annotation, cellular component: plasma membrane. Gene Ontology annotation, biological process: G protein-coupled receptor signaling pathway. Gene Ontology annotation, molecular function: neuromedin U receptor activity. The transcript is spliced from 4 exons. Lineage: Eukaryota; Metazoa; Chordata; Actinopteri; Salmoniformes; Salmonidae.